AUGAGACCGACGGCAGUUGCUAUGGGAAAACAUUUCGGUAAUCUUGGCAAGAUGUACGGAGAACAUCGAUUCGCAUUAGCACCAAACGAGCAGAAGGCGUAUAAAGGAUUUGUGGACCAGGCAUUUGUGAAAACCUUUAAGACCUACGUUUGGGAUCAAUGGUACUACUACAUCCCACAAACCAUCGGAGCCUACCUUCUCUACGACUGGGCUAAGAAGACCAACCACGAAGCUAACCGCAAGAACCCAGCAGAUUAUGCCAAUGAUGUAUAA
This is a messenger RNA of Caenorhabditis remanei, 273 nucleotides long. RefSeq lists its product as uncharacterized. The record is from RefSeq and is a predicted model, not a curated record. The transcript has a single exon. Bases 1 to 273 code for a protein of 90 amino acids. Lineage: Eukaryota; Metazoa; Nematoda; Chromadorea; Rhabditida; Rhabditidae. Gene Ontology annotation, biological process: mitochondrial electron transport, ubiquinol to cytochrome c.